UUCGCAGAUGCCCUGAUCCUGUUGCUCGUAGUUACUAUUUAUGAUGUUGCUGUUCCUUUGUUCUCCAUACGCAUAUGGUACUAACCGCCAGGCAAGGCACAACAAUUCGUAUACGCGCAGACCAGUGGCGGCUUAUGGCCAUGAGCUCUUCGAGCAUCUCGUAUCAGCUCCUACCUUCACAAAGUUGAAGCCGCUACGAGUACAUCGAGCGAGCACAGACACCAUAACUAUGGAGGCCGCAAACCAAGGACUGGACUUGGAGAGGGAGCUGACAUGUUCGAUCUGCACCGAGGUCCUCUACCAACCCCUCACCCUCCUCGAUUGCCUCCAUACCUUCUGCGGCGCGUGCCUUAAGGAAUGGUUCGCCUUCCAGCUCAACUCGGCGCGUGCCUCCGGCGCCUCUUCCGCGCGCAGCAGCAACCCCGUCACUUGCCCGUCAUGUCGUGCCGUUGUGCGCGCAACGAAGAACAAUGCGACAGUCACGACGCUCCUCGACAUGUUCCUCGCCGCGAACCCGGACAAAGGCAGGACGGCAGAGGAGAAGGAGGAUGUAAAGAAGAAAUACAGCCCGGGCGACGAUGUUAUUCCGAAAACAGAGGAGCGGGAGAAGACGCUGAGGGAACGAAUGGCGGAGGAUGACGAUGGGAGGCUGAUACAGCAGGUUCAAAUGGCUAGUUUGAGGGAGGUUGGGGUCGAGCUGCCAGAAGAAAGGAGGGAGAGGAGGAGGAGAAGAGAAGAAAGGGCGAGGGCCACAGGGCGCACAUCUAGCCGGACUGCUAGCAGAGAGGCAAACAGUGACCGCGCGGGGUCAGGGCCGGACAGAGAGCGAAGGAGAGCCGAGGAGGACAGCGGGAGUGAGAGCAGGCGUAGGCGCGAGGAGAGGCGCGAGGAGAGGCGCGAGGAGAGGGCAGCGGCAUCUGCUUCAUCACCAACUACAUUGCAUCCCGAGUCUACUCGAGCUUUAGAGAGGAGACGCCGAAGGAGCGAAGAAGCAGCUCGCAGAAGUCAGGAUGACUCGCGAAGGAGGAACGACGACGCAAAUCGAACUGCUGUGAGGCAAAUUGAGCACCAGUCGUCCCUGCGCUCCUUGAUAAGCUCCUCGGAUGUGGAUUCGCGCGAGAUGGAGGGAGAGAUCCUACGCCAGAUUCGCGAAGAAGGCUUGUUAGACGGCAUUGAUCUCGAGAACAUCGAUGUCAACCAGGAAGACCAGAUCAGUGAGCGAAUUGCGGAAGCAUUUAGACGACGCCAGAGAGAAAGGGCUGAACAAGUCGUUGCCUCAGAGCCAAGAAAUAGAAGCCCGAGCGAUCGCAAUGAACAUCGAUCAGCUACAUCGAGCAGGACUCGCCAGAGCACAACUACAGCACCUCCUAUGGCGACAGCGCGACGACUUCCACACUCUAGAUCACUGAGUGCUGCUAGCCAAGCUGAUGAGGCUACGAGAGCAAGUCCCCGUACUAGUGCAACUCGCCUCGAACCACAAUCAAGUGAUGAAGGACGGAGACGACGGCGGACGGCUAGUGGGGGAAAUAGGAGCACAAGAAGUGCCACAUCACCCGCUCCAUCAUCAUCCCCAGUAAGACGACCUGCAGCUCGAUCUGCCACCGAUCUUACAGAGCGGUCUACUUCAUCACACAUUACACGUCCUCUCAUGUCCGUCGACACAAGAAGCACAACUGAGCCGGUGCCAACAUCGUCGACAGUUGCUGACGUUGUUGAGCUUGCGGCAGGUCGACGGCGACCACCGACUCUCUCUCCGAGAAGCCAGGUUGCAGGGGAAGCUGAAACCGCUGCGUCGCCAGUUGAGCUUCUACCAUCUCACGCGCGCACAGCAUCGCAAACUUCAGCUUACCCCCCACCACCCGUACCUGUAGCAACCACCCAACAGGAUUCACAGCCUGGCCUUAUCCCAGCCGCGACACUCUCCCAUCAUUGCACAGCCACCGAACGAGCCACCGCCCUCCAAGCCGUCAGCCGCCCCACGUCUUCCGAGUCAACAGCCUCCCAGCGCGUAUCCCUCCCCCGCUUCCCAGAGCCCUCAAUCCAAUGCAACCGCUGCCACAAAUCACACAUCGAAUACGAGCUCCAUUACUCCUGUCCAAUCUGCGCCAGAGGCGAGUGGAACCUGUGUCUUGGCUGUUACCGGUCCGGUCGCGGCUGCGAGCAGUGGUUCGGUUUCGGGUACGCCGCGUGGGCGAAAUGGGAGAAAGCCCGUACUGCCGGUCACAUCCCACCCAAUGCCGAGAAGCCGCAUAUGCUGUUCGCCGAGCGCUAUCUACCGCCGAGAAUCACGCCUGGUGGUGCAGAGGGCAGGAGGACGCUGACGACAGAGGACCCGGCGAGGAGGCUACAGAGCGGGGCGUUCUGUGCGAGUUGCCAGGAGUGGGCAAAUGAGUGUUAUUGGCGCUGCGACUCCUGUAAUGAGGGAGACUGGGGAUUUUGCAACAACUGUGUGAACCAGGGACGGUGCUGUACACACGCUCUGCUGCCACUUCUCUACAAGCCCGAUAAUCGCGAUGCGGAGCCGAUGAGCCCCAGCCAUGAUCACCAGACUCCAAGGACAGCGACGCUAUUGACAGGACCGGGUGUCGUGGAGCUGGGCAGCUUCAAGCCGCUAAGCUUCAGGGUCGAGUGCGAUGCGUGUCACUAUCCCAUCCAGCCUACUCAGACGCGCUUCCACUGCUUCCAGUGCACGUCAGCACUGCCGGGGCGCGAAGCCGGGGAUUAUGAUAUCUGCACGACGUGCUACCACUCUAUGGUGAACAAGAAGCGGACUAGCAACGAGAAUGGUCAUUUAGGCUGGCGACGCUGUCUCCAAGGCCACCGUAUGAUUAUUGUGGGAUUUGAAGAUGCGGGGGGGGGUCAGCGGCGCGUUGUCGUGCAGGACCGCGUCGGAGGAUGUGGGCUCUUUGAGGAGCCGGCAAAGACGCAGGGUGCUGCGGAUGCAGGGCUUCAACAGUGGAGCUGGGCGGGGGGCACGAGGGCGCGGCUUGUGACGAAUGAUGUUUCUUCUACGGCACCGACUGGUAACCCGGCAAUGACGACGGAGUUCCCUCCCGAUGGUGGGGUAGGUAUGCGGGCCGUGGCGCUGUGGAGCUGGUACCCGAAGGAGGGGGAGGGGGCGAAUGAGUUGCUGUUCCCGAGGGGGGCGGAGGUGCGGGAGGUUGUGGAUGUGAAUGGGGAUUGGUUCCACGGGUCGUUUAUGGGUGCGAAGGGCCUGUUUCCGGCGCCGUAUGUGAGGGUCUUGGACAGUGCUUCGUGAGAGGUGGGGUGGGUGGGAUAGGAUGGAUUGUAGUUACGAAGGUAUGUGUGACGAGCGACGUUUUAGCAUAGCUGAUUAUUU
Molecule: messenger RNA, 3340 nt
Organism: Pseudogymnoascus destructans
Lineage: Eukaryota; Fungi; Ascomycota; Leotiomycetes; Thelebolales; Thelebolaceae
Exons: 2
Coding region: 41-3259 (1072 amino acids)
Biological process (GO): protein ubiquitination; mitotic cell cycle checkpoint signaling; ubiquitin-dependent protein catabolic process
Cellular component (GO): nucleus
Molecular function (GO): protein binding; ubiquitin-protein transferase activity; metal ion binding
Source: RefSeq, a predicted model, not a curated record